AUGGGCACGAUUGGAUUUACAAGUUUCGGGUUUCCAUUAAAAACCAGGAACCAAAACCUCCCUGUUGUUGCUUCUGCUUAUGCUUCUCCCUCCCCUGAAAGAAUCGAUUCGGAAGAAAAUGGGUGCGGGGUUUUGAAAAGAACAACAUCAAUCGUAUCUCGAGCUUCAUUGGUGUCUUCAUCGAUAUUAUGGUUCCCGAAAGAGGGAUUGGCCGUCGUCAAACAAGGACUUGUAGCCGGUAGAAUUCCAGGCUAUCUGAACCUAAUGAACAAGACAGUCGAAGGAGGACUUACCGCCAACCUGAGAAGUCCGGCGGCCAUGGAGAUGGCUGGAGUCCGAUCAUUCCGUACGCCUUUUAGGAAGAGUAACAUGAAGAUAAAAAUGUCGAGCACUACUAACCAGGUGAUUCGAUGCAAAGCGGCUGUGGCAUGGGAAGCCGGAAAGCCACUAGUGAUUGAAGAAGUGGAGGUGGCGCCACCUCAGAAAAUGGAAGUUCGAAUCAAAAUCCUCUUCACCUCCUUGUGUCACACCGAUGUUUACUUCUGGGAAGCCAAGGGUCAGAAUCCUUUGUUUCCUCGAAUUUUUGGACAUGAAGCUGGAGGGGUUGUGGAGAGUGUUGGGGAAGGAGUGACCGAUCUUCAUCCCGGAGAUCAUGUCCUCCCUGUUUUCACCGGAGAAUGCAAAGAAUGUGCUCACUGUAAGUCGGAAGAGAGCAACAUGUGUGACCUUUUGAGAAUCAACACCGAUAGAGGAGUCAUGAUUCACGAUCAAAAAUCUCGAUUUUCCAUAAACGGAAAACCCAUUUUCCAUUUCGUCGGAACUUCAACUUUCAGUGAAUACACCGUCGUUCAUGUCGGUUGUCUUGCCAAAAUCAACCCUCUUGCUCCUCUUGACAAAGUCUGCAUCCUCAGUUGUGGGAUCUCCACAGGUCUUGGUGCUACUCUUAACGUUGCAAAACCUAAAAAAGGCUCAUCUGUCGCCAUUUUUGGGCUUGGAGCUGUGGGACUUGCUGCUGCUGAAGGUGCAAGAAUUGCAGGUGCUUCAAGGAUCAUUGGUGUUGAUCUCAACGCCAACAGAUUUGAGCUUGCAAAGAAAUUUGGGGUGACAGAGUUUGUGAACCCAAAAGAUCACACGAAACCAGUACAAGAAGUGAUUGCAGAGAUGACAAAUGGAGGAGUUGACAGGAGUGUUGAAUGCACGGGUCAUAUUGAUGCUAUGAUAUCUGCCUUCGAAUGUGUUCAUGAUGGUUGGGGUGUUGCUGUUCUUGUGGGUGUUCCACAUAAAGAUGCUGUUUUCAAGACAAGUCCAUUGAAUCUGUUGAACGAAAGGACUCUGAAGGGAACCUUUUUUGGAAACUAUAAACCUCGAUCAGAUAUUCCUUCUGUGGUUGAAAAGUAUAUGAAUAAGGAACUUGAGUUGGAGAAGUUCAUUACACAUGAAUUGCCAUUUUCUGAGAUAAAUAAGGCUUUUGAUUUGAUGCUUAAAGGUGAAGGUCUUCGAUGCAUAAUUCGGAUGGGUGAAUAAAUGGAGAGGAAAGUUUUUAAAAAUGUUGUAUAAUAGUAGCUCAUAUUUCAUAUAAUAACACAUCAAGUGUCUUCUGUAAUCUUAUUAUGUACGCAGUGUUUCUGUGUUGAGAUCCUGACUUUUUUUUUAUGUUUUAGUAGAAAGCUUAGUUUUGUGAGUUUAAUCAUGUCUAAUGUUUUAUUGUCACUUUAAACUCGAUAUAUACCACACUUUAGGACACUAAUGGUAUGCCUAUAAGUGUUUUGGUAUAUAAUUUAUAUUGC
Molecule: messenger RNA, 1787 nt
Organism: Lactuca saligna
Lineage: Eukaryota; Viridiplantae; Streptophyta; Magnoliopsida; Asterales; Asteraceae
Source: the annotation of a GenBank genome assembly